AAUAAGGAGACGGCCUGUUCUAACUUCGCUCCUGAGCUGCACAGCCAGUUCCUGUCCCUCUGCCCUGACUGUGACGAGGCUGUCCAACAGGAGCAACGGAAGCAGCACGAUGCGGACCAGCACAGCCAGUCUGAGGAGAAUGAGGCUUUGCCGCAUUGCUGCGAGUCUAUCCAGCGUGAGCGCCCCUCAGAAACCCCACCAGAUCACACCCCGAACAGUGGAAGCCUGGAGGAGAGCUGCGCGGACCGCAAAAACCCCGUCCCUGAGGAGGAGAAGCCUUACCACACCCUGCCACAGGAGGGCGCCACAAAUCACAGUCACAGUCAGAGACCAACCGCAGAGACAUGCUGGUACUGCAUGAAGUCUUUAAACACAGAGGCGCUGAAGAAACUCCAGCCCAUCGCUAGAGGCAAGCGCGUCAGCUAUCAGCAUGAUCCCAGGCCUCAUUUCGGGGUCCCCCGUUCCUCCCGCUCCACCACUGUCCCGUUGUGGGGCUACGAGGGGCCCCUGAGAGGCGAGAGGGCGGCGGAGGAGGCGGAUCAGAUGAGCACCUGUCCCCACUGUCACCUGGCUCUCCCGCCGGACACUCUGCGAUGGCAUGAGACAAAAUGUCUAAUAUUCGAAGGCAUAAAAAACUCGCUGGCGAAGUGAAUGGGUGGGAGCCAGACAGCUAAAAUGGAAAACAGCUCAAAUCCAACAGAGAGAGAGAAAUGGCACUAAAGAAGAACAUAUACGUGGUUUUGAUGGCUCACUAACACUAACACAUU
Megalops cyprinoides (Indo-Pacific tarpon) is the source of this 767-nucleotide messenger RNA. RefSeq lists its product as uncharacterized. The transcript has 6 exons. NCBI's taxonomy places the organism in Eukaryota, Metazoa, Chordata, Actinopteri, Elopiformes, Megalopidae. The record is from RefSeq and is a predicted model, not a curated record. The annotation marks the transcript as partial.